Aspergillus clavatus NRRL 1 is the source of this 1431-nucleotide messenger RNA. Its product is annotated as alpha-mannosyltransferase. The record is from RefSeq and is a predicted model, not a curated record. The coding region runs from base 1 to 1431 and encodes 476 amino acids. NCBI's taxonomy places the organism in Eukaryota, Fungi, Ascomycota, Eurotiomycetes, Eurotiales, Aspergillaceae. Gene Ontology annotation, molecular function: alpha-1,2-mannosyltransferase activity. Gene Ontology annotation, cellular component: Golgi apparatus. Gene Ontology annotation, biological process: mannan biosynthetic process. The transcript has a single exon.
AUGAAUCGAUCUAACCAGCAACUACGACGUCGAAAUGUUCUGAUCGCUUUUGGACUUGUUUUCGUCUUCUGUUGGAUUCUGUAUCGACCAGGAUCAUUCCAGAGCAAUGUCACCUCUACCGGACAUAAAGAGUUUUGGAGGGAGUUUUAUCCUCUACUAACGGCGGCAGCGCCAAAUUGCGAUGCGCCGACGAGAAUCGCGAAGGCUGAGGCGGAGGGGUUCGAUCCAAAGAGCACCAAGCAACCUAUCAACCUCUUAAGGAUGCCCGAGGGAGAUGUGAUGAAGAUGAAAAACGCCCAUGGCACGUUCCUCAGGAGCAUCGAACGCGAUGCGCCGCGGCUGCACUACAGACCUGGCACGAGAGGGUUAGUUUCGACCGCGGGGGGCGCAUAUCUGCCGGUUUUGGUGACCUCGCUUCGCAUGCUCCGGAGAACAGGCUCAGACCUACCCAUGGAGGUCUUUCUGGCGGAUUGGACGGAGUACGAUGGAUAUACCUGUCAGGUGGUUUUACCUUCGCUCAACGCCGAAUGUGUGGUGCUGUCGGAAAUCCUCGACGCGGCUCCUGGGAGUAGGAAUAAGGUCGAGAAAUAUCAGUAUAAACCACUGGCGAUCCUGUUCUCCUCUUUUGAGGAAAUUCUCUUCCUUGACGCAGACGCCUUUCCCCUCCAGAAGCCCGACUUGAUAUUCAACAGCAACUUGUUUAAAUCCAAGGGAUUGAUCACCUUCCCGGAUUUUUGGAUCACGACAGCAUCCCCUUUCUUUUAUCAGAUUACGUCUCAGCAACAGCCCGCGCCUAAUGUCCGCCAGUCCACCGAGUCAGGAGAGGUAUUCUUCUCGAAAUCAAUCCAUCUCCGGACCCUCCUGCUGGUCAUCUACUACAACUUCUGGGGCCCGACGCAUUACUACCCGCUUCUCUCGCAGGGCGCGCCCGGCGAAGGCGACAAAGAGACCUUUCUUGCGGCCGCGGCGGUCUUCAAUGCACCAUUCUACCAAGUCAGCGAGCCGAUUCGUGCCCUCGGCCGGCACAAGGAAGACGGAUUCUCCGGCUCCACCAUGGUUCAGUACAAUCCGGUGGAAGAUCACGAGCUGACCAGCCAUGGGGUAUGGCGUAUUAGAGGCCAUAAAGCGCCCUCCCCGAAGCCGUUCAUCGUGCAUGCCAAUUUCCCCAAGUUCAACCCCGCAACCAUCUUCCAUGACAACGGUCCCGCUGUAAAGGGCGACGGCAGUUAUACCCGUGCCUGGCUGGCACCUGAAGAUCUGGUCCAGUCAUUUGGCACAAACGUCGAACAGCAAUUUUGGACGGAGAUCCGCUGGACCGCUUGCGCUCUGGAGGGCAGGACAGUUAGUUGGAUGGACAAGAAGGGAAUUUGUGCUCGAGCCGAUGAGUAUUAUAAGAAGAUUUUUGGGUCAGAUUUGCCUGCCUCUGCCUGA